AUGGCCUCCAAACCUCGUGGAAGAAUCAGCCGAACGGCUACCCAGAAUACCGACACAGGUUCAGGCUUCACAGGUAUAGAUGCACAAAGCAUUUUAACAUUAGACCAACUAUCAACAGCUAAAGCCAGCGUGACAAUGCUGGAUAAGUUGUGGACACAGAUUGAUGUUUUGGACGAUGUCAAGACCAUGGCAGACGAAGUCAAGGCACGCGGAUCCUUCUUUAGUGAGAAUUUCACGGGGCAGUUGAUGCUUUUGAAGGAGUCCCAGCAGAGGCUAUUGGAGGUUAUGGCCAAACACACGGAAAGAAGUGAUUUGAGUCGUGAACAGCGAAGAAAUGGGGCACGGGAAACCAUCGAGACAGGAGAGUUCAGUGCAGAGGCUGUACAGAAAGAAAGCGAGGAAACGAAGAAGCGGAUGCAUGAGUUUUUCUUUGGUCAGAGCAAGGACGACGACAAUCCUCAGCGUAGAGAUAUGGAAGAGUUAAGUGAAUAUGUGGGAGACGUGAGACAGCACAUGAAGGAUGUCGGAGAGCAGAUGAAGAAGUUUGAUGAGGAGAUCAAGAAAAUUUGGUGA
This is a messenger RNA of Sungouiella intermedia, 573 nucleotides long. Lineage: Eukaryota; Fungi; Ascomycota; Pichiomycetes; Serinales; Metschnikowiaceae. The record is from the annotation of a GenBank genome assembly.